Drosophila pseudoobscura is the source of this 1385-nucleotide messenger RNA. RefSeq names its product BTB/POZ domain-containing protein 9-like. Lineage: Eukaryota; Metazoa; Arthropoda; Insecta; Diptera; Drosophilidae. The transcript has 2 exons. Gene Ontology annotation, cellular component: cytoplasm. Gene Ontology annotation, biological process: modulation of chemical synaptic transmission; adult locomotory behavior; circadian behavior. Gene Ontology annotation, molecular function: protein binding. The coding region runs from base 162 to 1271 and encodes 369 amino acids. The record is from RefSeq and is a predicted model, not a curated record.
AAUGAGUCAGCAAAUACACAAAGAAGCAGAAAAACUAUUUUCAUUUCGGCGAGAGCAAAUUUGAAAACAGGAGCCAGGCUGAUUAUUGCCAUUUACAUAUUCAAUAUACAUACCAAUCAAAAUAUUUUUUUGCUCAGUAAUAUAAAAAAUCGAGCAACGAAAUGAACCACGCCACUUCUUCGUCCUCCGUCGACAUCAUCCUCGGUGAUCUUGUCUUGGAGGACAUGGACCGCUUCUGCAUGAACGAGCUCUUCUCGGACGUGUCCUUCCUUGUGGGGGAUCAGAGCCUGCCGGCGCACUCCGUAAUUCUAGCCGCGCGGAGUGAGUACUUCUGUGCCAUGCUCUACGGAGGCAUGUCCGUGUUAAAUGAGCGCCAGAUUCGACUGGAAUCUGUGCCGCUGGAGGCAUUCAAGGUAAUCCUCCGCUAUCUGUAUUCGGGCAAGCUACACAUAUCCACACUGGACGCCAGCUGUGAAGUGCUCGGUUUGGCCAAUAUGUAUUGCUUGCUGGAAGUCGAGUCGGCCCUAGUUAAACAUCUGCUGGAGAAUAUGACCGUCAGCAACGUGUGGAUGAUCCUGGAUAUGGGUCACACACAUAAUCUUUCUCAGUUGGCAAACGGGUGCCUGAAAUAUAUCGACAACAAUGGAGACCAAAUGCUAGAGCACGACUCAUUCCAAAUGCUCUCGAAGCAAUCACUUGAGGAAGUCCUCCGACGGGACAGCUUCAAAGUCCGCGAAGUAAAAAUCUUUAAGGCGGUAUGCAAAUGGAAUCGGCACAAUCCGAACGAGGAUAUCAAGUCAGUGAUGUCGCUCGUGCGGCUUUCGCUUAUGUCUGCCGAUGAGUUAAUACAGGUGGUGCGUCCUUCAAAGAUCGCCGAGCCGGAAAAAAUAGCCGACGCCAUUGAAAAAGCGCUUCUGCCGAAGAAUCAGAAUUUGCCCUAUCGGUGCACCAAUUACCCGGACAAGGAUGUGAAAUUUUUAAAUACCUCAACGGAAGGGAUCUUUAUCGAUCUGAGUUGGUGGUGGUUGAUCAACUGCAUGUGUGUUCUACCUUCUAAGCCCUUCGAUACUUGGAACUGCGCCAUGGAGGUCUCUUGCGACAUGACCCACUGGGAUCGCGCUGGAACUGGCACAUUUCAAUUAGCCAUACAUUGCGAAUAUAUCACCUUCACAACGCGACCUGUUCGCUACAUUCGCAUGGUGGAUACUGAGAGUGGACGUACAGAUUUGAUCAAUUAUGUGUUGAUCCAAGUUAAGCUAAAAAAAAACUAAGCUCCAAAUAUGUAUUACAAAUAACACAAAAAAAGGCGAAACAAUUAAAAGAAGACUAUAGCUAUGAAAAAUAGAUUAAACUUAUAAUGGGACAAGAAAUACUUCUCAAAAAUG